GGGCCGGGCCGGGCGAGCGGGGCCGCCGCUGCCGCACCGACAGCCGGAGCACAGCGCCCAGAGCCGCCAGGGCGGGCCCGCCCGCCGCGCCGCAGGUGAAGCAGGAGCUGUAGGAGGAAGACAGUGUGGUUUGCAAUCAUGCCAUUCCCCUUUGGCAAGUCCCACAAGUCUCCUGCAGACAUAGUGAAGAACCUGAAGGAAAGUAUGGCAGUUCUCGAAAAACAAGAUAUCUCUGACAAAAAAGCAGAAAAGGCCACUGAGGAGGUCUCAAAAAACCUUGUUGCCAUGAAAGAAAUCUUGUAUGGCACAAAUGAGAAAGAACCCCAAACAGAAGCUGUGGCACAGCUUGCUCAGGAGCUGUACAACAGUGGUCUUCUUAGUACCCUAGUAGCUGAUUUGCAGCUAAUUGAUUUUGAGGGCAAGAAAGAUGUCGCGCAAAUUUUCAACAACAUUCUCCGAAGACAAAUUGGUACAAGAACUCCCACAGUCGAAUACAUCUGCACUCAACAGAAUAUAUUAUUCAUGCUAUUAAAAGGGUACGAAUCUCCAGAAAUUGCUCUAAAUUGUGGAAUAAUGCUUAGGGAAUGCAUCCGGCAUGAACCACUUGCUAAAAUAAUCUUGUGGUCAGAACAGUUCUACGAUUUCUUCAGAUACGUGGAAAUGUCAACGUUUGACAUCGCUUCUGAUGCAUUUGCCACAUUCAAGGAUUUGCUUACAAGACACAAGUUGUUAAGUGCAGAAUUUUUGGAGCAGCAUUACGAUAGGUUCUUCAGUGAAUAUGAGAAAUUACUUCAUUCAGAAAACUAUGUGACAAAGAGACAGUCACUUAAGCUUCUUGGCGAAUUGUUAUUGGACAGACACAACUUCACAAUUAUGACAAAAUACAUCAGUAAACCCGAAAAUCUCAAACUAAUGAUGAACCUUCUACGAGACAAGAGUCGUAACAUUCAGUUUGAGGCCUUCCAUGUGUUUAAGGUGUUUGUAGCCAAUCCUAACAAGACACAGCCUAUAUUAGACAUCCUUCUAAAGAACCAGACCAAACUUAUUGAGUUCCUCAGCAAGUUUCAGAAUGACAGGACCGAGGAUGAACAAUUUAAUGAUGAGAAGACCUAUUUAGUUAAACAGAUCAGGGAUUUGAAGAGACCAGCACAGCAAGAAGCUUAAUCUCCAAUAAACCUUUAAAAUAUUAAA
This is a messenger RNA of Empidonax traillii (willow flycatcher), 1191 nucleotides long. RefSeq names its product calcium binding protein 39 (gene CAB39). Gene Ontology annotation, biological process: intracellular signal transduction. Bases 139 to 1164 code for a protein of 341 amino acids. NCBI's taxonomy places the organism in Eukaryota, Metazoa, Chordata, Aves, Passeriformes, Tyrannidae. The record is from RefSeq and is a predicted model, not a curated record. Gene Ontology annotation, molecular function: protein serine/threonine kinase activator activity. The transcript has 9 exons.